This is a messenger RNA of Musa acuminata AAA Group (dessert banana), 2432 nucleotides long. RefSeq lists its product as uncharacterized. The coding region runs from base 390 to 2228 and encodes 612 amino acids. The transcript has a single exon. NCBI's taxonomy places the organism in Eukaryota, Viridiplantae, Streptophyta, Magnoliopsida, Zingiberales, Musaceae. The record is from RefSeq and is a predicted model, not a curated record. Gene Ontology annotation, molecular function: protein binding.
AUUAAGCUACUAAAAAUUUGGGUAGCUAAUUAGUCAGUUGGUUAAGACCUGAAUACCACAACUUACAGUUGGUCUGUAGCCAUCAACAGUCUCCCCAUGUCCGACCUCGGACGGACUACGUGUCGCCUUCCGAGUCAAAAUCUCCCGUGUCUUCGCCGCUCCCUACUCGACAGCCGAUCCCGGCUCUUCUCCUUCCCCCUUCUCCCCGGUAGCCGCCGCCUCUUCCAACUCUCAAAGAGGUCAAGUGAGAUUUCGUCGCCUCCAUCUCCGCCGCCCUCCUCCCUAAAUCUCCUCCCGGGGAAAUCCUACUUCUUCCAGCCGAUCCUUCCAAGGGAGGACGAGAUCUGGCGCGGAGCUUCGCGGACCCUCGCCCUUCGCCGCCUCCAUCCAUGGUGGCGGCUGCCUUUCUCCUCCUUCCCCUCCUCCUCCCCCCGCUUGUCUCCUCCGCGGACGCCGGAUCCGACCCUGCUGCCCUCCUCGAUCGCCAUGAGUCCCAGCUGCGCCGCCUUGAAGCCCUCGUCGAGUCCCUCUACAAUACAGUCGCCACCCUACAGGCCUCCCUCUCAUCCUGCCCCUCCGGUCAAUCCGACCACACCUUCCCGUCGUCCGCUGCGCUCCCCAUGGAUCUGGAGACCGUCACCCCCGUCCUCGCACCGCCACUAGCGCCAGCGGCGCCCGGGAGCGCGGGCGGCCAAUACUCCUCCGGCGUAUCCGUGACCAAGCACAAGACCUCCUGGUCCGAGAGGUUCCAGUUCGCCGCAGCGGCGCGGCUGGAGGCCGCCGCCACCGUUGCCGUCGUGCUCCCGUACGAGGAUCUCGACGGCCUCAGCAAGUACUUCGCCGUCGGCGACACCCGUGGCCAGGUUUAUGUUUUCUCCGCCGCUGGCGAUAUCAUCAUCGAGCUCCCGUCCCUCUCUGGCUCCCCUGUGACCUCCAUGCUCUCCUACCUGUCCUCCCGCCGCAACGAGAGCCUCCUCUUCGCUGGCCACGCCGACGGCUCCGUCACUGCCCACCGGCUCUACGAGUCUGCUGCUAAUAGUGAUGAUUGGCUCACACUCUCGGUUGGUAGCUCCAAACCCUUCAUCCGUGGAUCCCGCGAGUUGGAUUCCCCGUCGAUCUCCGGCCUCGAGGUCCAUCAGGUUGGUCGCGCUCGCUACAUCAUUGCAUCAGAUGGUGGCGGGAGGAUCAGGGUUUUCACGGAGAAUGGCACCCUCUAUGGCACCGCUAUUGCUUCUAGCCCGCCCCUGGCUUUCAUGAAGCAAAGGCUUCUGUUCUUGACCGAGACGGGUGCUGGGUCGCUGGACUUGAGGUCUAUGGUAGUGAGGGAGACUGAAUGCGAGGGGCUAAAUGGCUCCAUUGCCAAAGCUUACUCCUUUGACUCGUCGGAGCGGCUAAAAGCAUAUGGUUUCACUGCUGGAGGUGACCUGGUCCACGUCGUGCUUCUUGGAGAUGUAGCCAAGCUCAAGUGUCGGGUUCGGGCCAUCAGGAAAUCAGAGAUUGAUGGUCCUUUAACGAUCCAAACCAUCAAAGGUUAUCUACUUGUUGCGAGCUAUGACAAGAUCUCGGUGUACAACAUCUCGUCACAGUUCUAUGGCAGGGUCGGGGCACCUCGGCCACUGUUCUCUGUAACGAUCCGUGAGAUCAAGUCCCUGUUCUUGAAUUCAGAAGCUGCUGCAUAUGGGCCAUUAGAUGUGAAGCCAUUGAUAGCUGCAGAUCGUGAAAAGCUUGUGGUUUUGGGGCUUGGUGGAGGGUACAUUGGGAUUUACAGGUCAAAUUUUCCAGUUUUCAGAGUGGAGACUAAUGCUGUCGUGUGGAGUGGUCCUGUUCUUCUGUUUCUUUUGUUUUUGAUUGGUAUAUGGCAGUUCUAUGUGAAGAAAAAGGACUCCUUGGGGUGGACACCAGAGGAGUCCUUCAAUGCUCCGGGUGCCCCAUCGAGUAGUCUCUUGGGUCCUGGAGCCACUGAAAGAGCCUUUGCUGAUGGUGUGAGGGCUGGCGAAUUGAGGGAAUUAAGGGGAGGAGCACUGAGAACUCCAGGUCGAAGGUAUGGGUCUCCUACUCAUUACACUGGAGGACCAGGGAUACCAUAUAGGAGUGGCACUGCAGAUCCUGGUUUUAGAGGUCCAGGGGAGCUGAAGUUUAGAGGGCAGAGCAUGGAACCUGCAGGUUUUGCCAAGAGAAGAGAAACAUUGUUUCCGAACAGCCAAGUUGCAGAUGAUAACAUCGAUUAAGAAUUUCCUUGAUCCAACAAAUCCCCUUGUGAAACUUAUCUGAACACGUUUUGUUGUGUCCUUUGAAAUGUCAUAGCACCAUGGUAAGGUCACACUGUGAGAUUACACAUGUUGCAUCUGCCCAAUAAGCCCAUUUUGUAACAUGCACUGCUUACAAUUAAACUCUACUUUAAGCAAUAUCUAUCAGUGAUCCUUAUCAUUUCA